AUGGAAAAGGUCCCUUAUCCAGAAGCCAUUGGCAGUGUAAUGUACAUUAUGAUCAGCACUAGACUUGAUAUUGCCUAUGCUGUAAGUGUGUUGAGUAGAUUCAUGUCGAACCUAGGAGAAGAACAUUGGAAAGGCUUGAAAUGGCUACUAAGAUAUUUGAAGGCAAUACCAAGACACGGUUUGAGAUUCAGCAAGACCAGUUCAAGGACACACCUUGAAGGUUAUGUUGAUGCAGAUUAUGCAUCAAACAGGGAUACAAGGAAGUUUAUUACUAGUUAUUGUUUUCUACUCAAUGGGUACUGCAUAAGUUGGAAAGCUCAGCUUCAACCCAUAAAUUCAUUAUCCACAAUCGAAGCAGAAUUCAUGGCCACCACUGAAGCAUUCAAAGAAGUUGUUUGGAUCAAAGGAAUUCUAAGUGAGAUACAAAUGUUGAAUGGUAAAGCAAUUGUAUUCCCUGAUAGUCAGUCUACAAUACAUCUUUGUAGAAAUCCAGUAUAUCAUGAGAGAUCAAAACAUAUCGACAUUAGACUGUUUUGGAUCAAAAACAAGAUAGAGGAAGGAGAAAUAGAACUUGAAAAAGUCCCAAGUGAAGAGAAUCCUGCAGAUGCAUGA
Humulus lupulus (European hop) is the source of this 612-nucleotide messenger RNA. RefSeq names its product secreted RxLR effector protein 161-like. The record is from RefSeq and is a predicted model, not a curated record. The transcript has a single exon. Lineage: Eukaryota; Viridiplantae; Streptophyta; Magnoliopsida; Rosales; Cannabaceae. The coding region runs from base 1 to 612 and encodes 203 amino acids.